Molecule: messenger RNA, 1061 nt
Organism: Toxotes jaculatrix (banded archerfish)
Lineage: Eukaryota; Metazoa; Chordata; Actinopteri; Toxotidae
Gene: abt1
Product: activator of basal transcription 1
Exons: 5
Coding region: 123-959 (278 amino acids)
Biological process (GO): endonucleolytic cleavage to generate mature 5'-end of SSU-rRNA from (SSU-rRNA, 5.8S rRNA, LSU-rRNA); endonucleolytic cleavage in ITS1 to separate SSU-rRNA from 5.8S rRNA and LSU-rRNA from tricistronic rRNA transcript (SSU-rRNA, 5.8S rRNA, LSU-rRNA); endonucleolytic cleavage in 5'-ETS of tricistronic rRNA transcript (SSU-rRNA, 5.8S rRNA, LSU-rRNA)
Cellular component (GO): nucleolus
Molecular function (GO): RNA binding
Source: RefSeq, a predicted model, not a curated record
GUCGCUGUGUUUCGUCAUUGAUGUGCGACAGAAAAGCUGCACGUGAGACCGAGCAGAGGCUGUUUCGGUUGCAGUGUUGCUGGAAGUUGAAGCUGAAUCUGAAGUGAUCAGAGAGCUGAGAGAUGGAGAGAAGAGAGGAGGAGGAGGAAGAAGAGGAGAAGACUGCAGCUCAAGAGGAGGAGGAGGAAGGAACAGCUGAAGACAGAGGUGAUGAUGAUGAGACUGGAGAUGCUGCUGCGAUGAAGACGAAGACCAAACAAAAAGGUGCUGCAGUGAUUUCUCAUUCAGACCGGAAGUGUGUCCCAGGUAUCAUCUACCUGGGUCACAUUCCUCCGAGGCUCCGCCCCAAACACCUGAGGAACCUUCUGUCGGUUUUCGGAGAGAUCGGACGAAUAUUUCUACAACCUGAAGACCAUCAGGUGAGGAGGAGAAAGAAGAAGUCUGGUUUGAGGAGGUGUGAUUUUACUGAAGGAUGGGUGGAGUUCAGAGAUAAACGAGUGGCCAAGAGGGUGGCGGCAUCUCUCCACAACACGCCGAUGGGAACCAGGAAACGCCAACGCUUCUCCUCAGACCUGUGGUGCAUCAAGUACCUGCACAGGUUCCAGUGGACUCACCUGAGCGAGCGGCUGGCCUAUGAGCAGACGGUUCUGCAGCAGAGACUCAGGACGGAAGUUUCUCAGGCGAAGAGAGAAACAAACUUUUACCUGAACAAUGUGGAGAAGAGCACUCACCUGGAUAACCUGAGGAGGAAGAGACAGAGACACGGACAGCAGGUGGACGAGAAGACGUGGGACUUCACUCAGCGUCAGACAGAGGACGAGAUCCAGAGGAAGAAGAAGAAGAAAGUGUCUGUUACAGAGAAGCACCUGGACAAGGCCCGCCUCCUACAGCAGAAGAGCCAAUCAAACGUCUCCCUGCUGACCAAGAUUUUCAACUCCAACCAAUCAGAGGGACAGUAGAGAGAUGGCUGAUUGGCUGUUGGACAGGAGUGUUUCCAUAGAAACACAAGUAGACUGUGAUGAACUGUGCUGACACACCCACCUUCACCAGCCAAUCACAGA